Colias croceus (clouded yellow) is the source of this 1409-nucleotide messenger RNA. RefSeq names its product protein vestigial (gene vg). Gene Ontology annotation, cellular component: nucleus. Lineage: Eukaryota; Metazoa; Arthropoda; Insecta; Lepidoptera; Pieridae. The transcript is spliced from 7 exons. Gene Ontology annotation, biological process: regulation of transcription by RNA polymerase II. The record is from RefSeq and is a predicted model, not a curated record. Bases 226 to 1104 code for a protein of 292 amino acids.
GCCUUGAACGCAUUCUUCGCGUGAAUGCUCCGUGCUUCGCGAGCCGAACGACACCGCGCGUGUUACAGUGCCCUCCGACCGUUGACCGCUGACCCCCAGUGCAGUGUAGUGAGUGAUACUUGUGAUACUGAGUGACCGUAACACAGAUACGAAGCGUCCAGGCGGGCACGAGCGGAGCGGUGCGCGCGGUAGGGCGGGGGGCAUGGGGCGCGCGCGGCGGCCGGGAUGGCGGUGAGCUGCCCCGAGGUGAUGUACGGAGCCUACUACCCCUACCUGUACGGCCGCGGCGCCGCCAGAUCCUUCCACCACGCGCCGCACUUUCAGUACGAUCGGUUGAACGUGCAAAGCGCGAGCAAUGAGUACAGCGCGGUGGGCGGCGCGGCGCUCAGCUCGGGCUCGGCAUCGUCCGGCGCGCAGUCGCCCGGCUCCCCGCCGCACGCGCACGGGUUGCCGCAUCAUGCGCAUGGGGUCCCGCACCAUGCACAUCAUGCGCACGCGCACGCACCCCACCACUCGCCCCGGUUGCGGACCAAGGAGGAGGACCUGUCCGCGCAUGGACGGACCAGUGCUGAUGGCGGCGGCUCGUCCGAGUCGGAGGGCGAGUGCGGCGCGGGCGGGCGGGCGCGCGCGCAGUACGUCAGCGCGAACUGCGUCGUGUUCACGCACUACUCGGGCGACGUGGCCGCCGUUGUGGACGAGCACUUCGCCAGGGCGCUGUCCAUUGACAAGCCGAAGGAGGCGGUCCCGAUGGCAUCCCGCAACCUGCCGGCAUCUUUCUUCAACGCAGCCGCGUCAGGACCCUCGUGUGCCGGACUCGACCUCUACGACUAUGACCCUUGGCAUCAGCAUUAUGCUGGGUACGGGCACGCGGCGCACAGACACGCGGCGGAGUACCACGCGGCGGCCGCGCACCACAACAUGGCGGCGGCGGGCUACGGCGGCCUGCUGCUGGGCCGCGGCUCGCUGUCGCAGUACAAGCCCGUGGAGUGGGGCCACGCGCACCACGCGCAGCUCGACCCCGCCGCCUGCUCGCCCUACUCCUACCCGCCGCCAGGUCUUGAAGCACAAGUGCAGGACACGUCUAAAGACCUAUAUUGGUUCUAAACACGUGCGACUGGUGACUGGCUGCGACUCGCUGCGACUGCGACGCGUCGCGGACGGAAACUCUUAAGGCUGUAAAAAGACAUUAGUUUUAGGUCUAGUGAUUUAGGCGUUAAACUGUGAUCUCUCAUUUGAGAUUUUUUUUCUUUUUUUUAUAAAUUUGCUGAAUUUAUAAAGAUAAUGAAAUAUUGGGUAUACAUUCAUUUGUUUUUACUACGUAGGUAGUAGGUAGGUAGAUAUUGAUUGAAAAGAUUAGAGAAAAAAAAAAGUAAUCUGAGAAUGGAGUUUUCUGAAAUUGCGAAAUAAUA